Molecule: messenger RNA, 1979 nt
Organism: Sinocyclocheilus anshuiensis
Lineage: Eukaryota; Metazoa; Chordata; Actinopteri; Cypriniformes; Cyprinidae
Product: dehydrogenase/reductase SDR family member 13-like
Exons: 7
Coding region: 251-1258 (335 amino acids)
Source: RefSeq, a predicted model, not a curated record
CUCUCUUUAGGAAAUGAGAUUCACCCCUGACGUAGAGAAAUCGCGCCACCCAGCGUUUGUUAGAAGUUAACGCCCGGAAGCUGUAGCUGGCAGUUACGAAAACAUAAACACGACAAAGUAGCGGAGCAAAGCACAUGAUAAGUCUGCGAUCCGCCGUUAAAUAAGAAGAAGGAGAGGAAGCAAAGCACACGUGCUCUCCUCAACUUUGAAAAUUUGCAACAUCGCUUAAUUGACGCGCUCAAAGAAACUAAUGUCUGUGUUGUUGUCAGUGCUGGUCGGUGUGCUUGCUGCAUACGUACUUAUUUAUUACAGCCUGUUUAAAGGAGCCAGAUUUAAGAGCAACCUGACGUUAAAGGGGAAAACAGCAAUUGUUACAGGGAGUAAUACUGGCAUUGGCAAAACAACAGCCUUGGAUCUGGCCAAGAGAGGGGCUCGAGUGAUCCUCGCCUGCCGAAACAAACAGAAAGCUGAAGCUGCAGUUUAUGACAUACGAAAGGAAAGUGGGAACCCUGAGGUGCUGUACAUGCAUCUGGACCUGGCCAGUUUGACGUCCGUGCGUGGUUUUGCAGAGACUUUUAUGAAGAGUGAACCGAGACUCGACUUGCUCAUUAACAAUGCAGGUCUUAUAGCAUUAGGCAGAACUGAAGAUGGCUUUGGCAUGGCGUUCGGCGUCAACCACCUGGGCCACUUUUUGCUGACGCUGUUGCUGUUGGAUCGUUUAAAGCAGACAGAGCACAGCCGCGUCGUCAACGUGUCCGCCCUGCUGCAUCGACUGGGGUCUGUGGAUUUUAACCUCCUCAACACUCACAAGGAUCUGGUCACAGGUCAGUCAUCCUGGCACGCGUUCAGAGCCUACUGCCACAGCAAACUGUGCAAUGUGCUCUUUACCCGUGAGCUCGCAAACCGACUGGAGGGGACGAGUGUCACUUGCUAUUGCCUGCAUCCAGGUGUAAUAGCCACUGAGAUCGGUCGGAAUAUGGGUGUGCUGCAGAAGCUGCUUUCCCUGCCCAUGUCCAAGCUGUUUUUUCUGGACCCAGAGGAAGGUGCGCAGACCACGCUUUACUGUGCUUUGCAGGAGGGGCUCGAGCCUCUGAGUGGACGGUAUUUCUCUUCCUGUGCCUUGCAGAAUGUUAGCGCUCACGGACGGGAUGAUGCCUUGGCCAAGAAGCUUUGGGAAUUGAGCGAGAGGCUGUGUGGUCAGUGUCCAGAUACAAACCAAAGGGCUUUAUUAUUUUCCAGAGAGCAACAUUGCACCUGAGACAGGCCAUUUCCCUUCGAGCAUUGGCAGUGGAGGGGAGGAGGGUAUCAGAAAGAGGAGAAGACCACCAUCAAGUGCACAAAGGAGCCUCCAAGUGAACUUAAGAGUCAGAAGAGUUUUUUUUGUAUUUUUGGAGAAAGUCAGAUGGUACCCUGUUUGACAAUAUUUUAAGAAAACGCUGAUGUCUAUUUGGGAUAAGAUUGGAAGAGUUUUCAUUUAAAGGGAAUUUAAUUAAAAAGCUGGAAAGCACCAAAAAGUGCUGGAAUAAGUAGGACGAUAUGAAACCGCCAGCAAAUGGAUUCCUCAAACCCACUCGAGGGAAACCACACAAGCCACUUAGCAAACGAAUAACUUUGGUUCUGUUUUCACUUUCACAUCACAACUGAAUGUAUUAUUUAACGCACGUACUUUGAUGUAUUUUUUUUCUCUCCGCUUGUUUUGCGUCAGCUGUUGUGGCGCUGGCAGAGAUUGCCUUGUUAAAGAUUAAUAAGACCAGUGGCGUGUGAUUGUUUUAAGGUUAGAAGCGGCAGUCAUUCGCUCUGUUAAUGCCGUAUGUGUGUGUGUGUGUGUGUGCAGGUGCGGGUGCGUGUGAGCCGGGAUAUUGAUCGCCUGUGUGUCUGCUCAAAGAACGUUUGCUCAGUCAAGCAGUGAGAGGCAGAAAAAAGUGAGGUAGAGGAGAGAAAGCACGACUAGUUUGGCUGACCUCGGCCCACAAUCCAAC